AUGGAGCUCUUUACAAAGGCAAAGGUCCUGAAACUGAGGAGCCACCUUGGGAAAUACCUCGUGGCCGAAGAUGAUCAAGAAACGGUUCGUCAAAGCAGAAAUGGCUCGGGGAAAGCAGCUAGAUGGUUCGUCGAGCUUGUCCAAGAUAAACCAUUCGUUAUCCACCUCAAAAGCUGCCAUGGAAAGUACCUCUCAGCCUCUGAUAUACCCUCUCUUUUAGGCUCGACUGGUAAAAUGGUGCUGCAAACGGUGCCUGAUAAGACGGAUUGGAAACUCCAGUGGAAGCCUAUAAGAGAAGGAUUGAAAAUCAAGCUGAAGACCUGGUGCGGGAGAUUGUUACGUGCAAACGGGGGAAUGCCGCCAUGGCGGAACUCCGUCACUCAUGACGAACCUCCAAGUGGAGCUAUGAAGAAAUGGGUAUUAUGGGAUGUGGAGGUGGGAGAGUAUUCCGAGUAUUUGAGCUUUUUUUCAGUGUUUAUGGAGUAUUUGUCGUCAGUUUCGAGCUUUUCGUCGGUCUCUGAUGAAGUUUUGGAGGCUUCGAGCGAUGAUAGUUUACUAUCAAGCCCUCUGUUACCAGUUUCAGCCGUGUCAUAGUUGAAGUCCCCAAGGUUUACAGUGGUUCCAACAGGGU
This is a messenger RNA of Hibiscus syriacus, 631 nucleotides long. RefSeq lists its product as uncharacterized. The transcript has a single exon. The coding region runs from base 1 to 594 and encodes 197 amino acids. Lineage: Eukaryota; Viridiplantae; Streptophyta; Magnoliopsida; Malvales; Malvaceae. The record is from RefSeq and is a predicted model, not a curated record.